AACAGAUUUUCCCCUACGGCUAUUUUACUGCUGUCACUUAAGGAACUGACUUAAAAGCAGUGGGAGAUUUAGCUACGCAUUUUAAAGUAAUAUUUAAUGACACUGUACUGACUCGUGGACUAUUAACUUAUUUGUUUUAUUCUCAAAUUCUAGUUUAACUUUCACUUUAAAUCUCAUCCCACAGUAAAGGCCAGUUUCAUUUUUUUUGGUUCGCUCCAGUGAACAAAUUUAUGGAAGCAGAGCCUCUUCUUACUGGCAGCAUUAAUCGCAGUUCGGCCGACUACGGGUCCCCGGAAAAUGUUCACAUUGACCGGAGAUCCCCAAAGACGCGGCGGUUGUCUUAUUCAGUGGCUGAAGAGUCGUGUAAGGUAGAAGGCGAUGAAGAGGCGCUGUACGUGCAGCAAGCUGUGGUGUUCAUUGAAGAUGCCAUCCAGUACCGCUCCAUCAACCACAGGGUAGAUGCCAGCUCCCUGCGUCUGUACAGAUGGUACUAUUCCAGACUGUGCCAGUGGGGUCUGGGCGUGGCCAUCGCGGUGAUCCUGGCGCUGGCUUUUGUAGAGCGGCCCUCUUCGCUGUCCUUGUCCUCCGACCCCCGCAUCCGGCUCUCACCCUGGGAGCCCCCAUGUGGCCUGACGGAGGGCAUCGAGAUGGUCUGCCUAGCCAUCUUCACCCUCGACCUCGCCGUCAAGAGCUAUCUGAUUGGCUGGGAGGAGUUCCGGAAGAACAAGUGGCUUAUCGGCUACAUCGUGGUCAUCUCAGCGUCUGCAAUUGAUUGGACGGUGUCUCUGAGCUUGAUCUGUGAUGAGAGUUUGAGAGUGAGGAGGCUGAUCCGUCCCUUCUUCCUCCUGCAAAACUCCUCCCUGAUGAAGAAGACCUUGAAGUGCAUCAAGAGAACACUGCCAGAAAUAGCCAGUGUGAUCUUGCUCCUGGCGCUGCACCUGUGUCUGUUCACCAUGAUAGGCAUGCUGCUGUUUGCUAAAAGAGAGGACCCAAAAGAAAAUGGAGAGUGGGAGACAUACUUCAAAGACCUGCCUACCUCUCUUUCCUCUCUGUUAGUCCUUCUCACCACCGCCAACAACCCUGAUGUGAUGAUUCCAGCUUACUCUCUAAACCGAGGAUACUCCAUCUUCUUCAUCCUCUUCAGUGGAUUUGGAACCUACUUCCUAAUGAACUUACUGACUGCCAUCAUCUACAACCAGUUCAGAGGAUACCUGCUGAUGUCCAUGCAGACGUCCAUCCUCAGGAGGAGGCUGGGCAUCAGGGCUGCCUUCUCCGUGCUCGGCUGGCAGGGCUGCGGAGAGGAAGACACACACACUCCCGAACACACAGAGCGUGUGAGGGUGGAUGCUGUGCUGCAGGUCAUGUCCAGGGUCCAGAUGAAAGACUAUUACAAACAAGCCAUCAUCAGGGAAGUGAAGCAGUACUCUGAUGGUUUCGUCCAAUGGGAAGCAUUCAGGAAGUUGUUUGAUGAGCUUGACAAGGACCGUAUCAAAGAGCACCCAGCCAUGCCCCAGUAUAGCGCCCCCUGGAUUCAGAUGCUCCAGAGGGUGUUCAGUCAUCAUUAUAUCACCGUGGUGGGCAAUGGUGUGGCCCUGGCCAACGUCAUCUGUAUCUGCUCCAUCCUGGUCCUGGAUUCAGAGAAGUCAAUCUCAGAGAGAGACGACUACUACAUGGAGGUGAUCAACUGUUUCUUCAUCCUGUACUACCUGCUGGAGAUGUGUAUGAAGAUCCUAGCCUUGGGCUGGAAAGGCUACAUCUCCUACAGGAACAACAUCUUCGACGCCUUCCUGACUGUGCUGCUGCUGGGCCUCCAGAUCGCCAUCCUUGCCACCUACAGGCUUCCUUAUCCUAAGUGGAACCCCGAGUCGCGAGGCAUCAUGUCUCUGUGGGACAUGGUGCGUCUGGUCAACCUCCUCAUCGUGGUCCGCUUCCUCCGCAUCAUACCUGACAUCAAGCUGAUGGCCCUGGUAGCCAGUACCUUGGUGGACCUGGUGAAGAACCUGCGGGCGUUUGCUGGCAUUCUGGUGGUGGUGUACUAUGUGUUUGCUGUUCUGGGGAUCUGGCUGUUCAAAGGUGCCAUCACAGCUCCAGGCCAAAUGAGUGACAUCUCUAACUCCAGCAUGGAGAACAUCCCUAACUUCACCAUGGAAUGUGGCUCCUAUGAACAGUUGGGAUACUGGCCUAACAACUUUGACGACUUUGCCUCCUCCAUUGUACUUCUGUAUAACAUCAUGGUGGUCAACAACUGGCAGGUCUUUAUGGACGCCUACACCAGAUACACCACAGAGUGGUCCAAGGUGUACUUUGUAUCCUGGUGGCUCACCUCUUCAGUCAUGUGGGUCAACCUGUUUGUGGCUCUCAUUUUGGAGGUAGGGUAUCUACUUCAGCUCAUCUUCAUCCUGCGCCCCCUCCUUCCUUCUCAUUUGUCUAACCUCUGCAUAGUUUCCUCUGAUCACAUCUCCUUACAGAGGCCAUUAUCGACCAUCGAGACAGCUGAGCUGCAACCUCGACUAGCAGACUGUGGAUCUGGUUUCCUCAGCAAGCCUCUGUAA
Osmerus eperlanus (European smelt) is the source of this 2552-nucleotide messenger RNA. RefSeq names its product two pore segment channel 2 (gene tpcn2). NCBI's taxonomy places the organism in Eukaryota, Metazoa, Chordata, Actinopteri, Osmeriformes, Osmeridae. Gene Ontology annotation, biological process: transmembrane transport; endocytosis involved in viral entry into host cell; monoatomic ion transport. Gene Ontology annotation, molecular function: voltage-gated channel activity; intracellularly phosphatidylinositol-3,5-bisphosphate-gated monatomic cation channel activity; ligand-gated sodium channel activity. The record is from RefSeq and is a predicted model, not a curated record. Gene Ontology annotation, cellular component: lysosomal membrane.